GCCGCUCCCGCCGCACUUUCGCGCCCCUCUGGGUCCCGCCGGCGCGCAGCAUGGCUCUGCCCGCGCCCGGGGCGCUGCCUCUGCUCCUCCUGCUGCACCUCGCCGCCUCCUCCAAGCUCAACACCCCCAAGGUGCUGCUCCCCUUCACCCGCGGCACCCGCGUCAACUUCACGCUAGAGGCCAGCGAGGGCUGCUACCGAUGGUCGUCCACGCGGCCGGAGGUGGCGAGCAUCGAGCCGCUGGGGCCGGCCGGCUGCCGCUGCUCGCAGAGGGCGCUGGUCCAGGCACGCUCCUCGCAGCCCACGCGCCUCACCGCCAUCAUCUCUGCCGAGGACACACUGACUGGACAAGUGCUUCGCUGUGAUGCCAUCGUUGAUUUAAUUCAUGGCAUUCAAGUUGUGUCCACAACGAGAGAGCUCUACCUUGAGGAUUCACCACUGGAGCUCAAAAUUCAUGCUUUGGAUUCAGAAGGAAACACUUUCAGCACUCUGGCAGGGUUGGUGUUUGACUGGACAGUGGUGAAGGACCCAGAGGCCGAUGGCUUCUCAGACUCCCACAACGCUCUACGUAUACUCAAGUUCUUAGAAUCCACUUACAUCCCACCUUCCUAUAUAUUGGAAAUGGAAAAAGUUGCCAAGCAAGGAGAUACCAUUUUGGUGUCUGGAAUGAAGACAGGGAGUUCUAAAUUAAAGGCAAGACUUCAGGAAAGCAUCUAUAAGGAUGUACACCCUGCAGAAGUUAGAUUGCUUAUUUUGGAAAACAUCCUUUUAAAUCCAGCAUAUGACAUUUAUCUUCUGGUAGGAACAUCAAUUCAGUACAGAGUUCAGAAACUGAGGCAAGGGAAGAUCACAGAAAUAGCAAUGCCAUCAGAGCAGUAUGAGCUGCAGCUCCAGAACAACAUCCUCCAUCCCAAGGGAGAUCCCUCCCGGUCAGUUGCCAAGCUGGACCAGGCAACAUCCACUGUGACUGCAUUGCAGCAGGGCCAAACCAACCUCAUCCUGGUGCACAAGAGUAUCCGCAUGCAGGGGGUGUCCAGGCUGCCCAACAGCACUGUCUAUGUGGUACCUCCUGCAUAUUUGGGAUUUACAGUUCAUCCAGGUGACAGAUGGGUCCUGGAAACGGGCAGGCUUUAUGAAAUUACAGUUGACGUGUAUGAUAAAUCAAGCAAUAAGGUGUAUUUAUCUGAUAGUAUCCGAAUUACUACAGAGCUGUCCAAAGAACACUUUGAGGUGCUGCAGUCCUCUCUGAAUGGGUCCUACCAUUAUGUGAUGGCUGUGAAGGCAGGUCAGACCACGAUUGAUGCUGCGCUGACAUCAGUAGUUGAUCAGGAUGGAGGUGUUCAUACCUUACCAGUUCCAGUGCAAAACCAGCAGGAUUUGGAGAUCUAUGUUCCAAUACUUCUUGUACCCAGCAUUCUGAUGUUUCCUUGGCAGCCAAAAGCAGGAGUCUACCAGUACACCAUCCAGGCUCAGGGUGGAAGUGGCAACUUCAGCUGGUCCUCCUCUAGCCAGGCAGUAGCCACAGUGACAGUCAAAGGGGUGAUGACCACGGGGAGCGAUGCUGGGGUCAGCAUUAUUCAGGCACUUGACGUGCGGAACCCCCUGCAUUAUGGAGAAAUGAAGGUGUACGUGAGCGAGCCCAGCGCCAUGGAGUUCACUGCCUGCCAGGUGGAGGCACACGUGGGGCAGGUGCUGGAGCUGCCCCUGAGGAUCAGUGGCAGGACCAGUGGGGACAGGGGCGAGCUGGUCCCCUUGAGCAACUGCUCACAGCUGGAGCUGGCCGUGGAGCUGGAGAACCCCGGCGUGUUCAGCCUGCUUGAAGGAAGACUUAAGCCAAGUGCUGAUUUUUGCAGUGGACUGAGAGUGAAGGCUGAAUUUCAGGGGUACGCCAGGCUGGUGGUUGUGUACGCCCACGGGCACGUGCGCCUCAGUGCCAGCAUCACCAUCGCCGCUUACCUCCCUCUGAGAGCUAUUGAUCCACCGUCUGUCGCUUUAGUGACUUUGGGUUCCUCUAAGGAUGUGUUGUUUGAAGGAGGACCAAGGCCGUGGGUCCAAGAACCUUCCAAGUUCUUCAGGAAUGUUGCUGCUGAGGAUGCAGAAAGCAUUGCCCUGUUUUUACUUGAACCUCCCACACCUCGAAACAACAACCAGCACUGGGUUAGGGUGCUGUGCAGGAGCCUGGGAGAGCAGGUUAUUACCUUAACAGUUGGGAACAGCCCCACAGUCACCAACCCUUUCCCAGUGGUUGAGCCUGCUGUGGUGAAGUUUGUCUGUGCUGUCCCUUUCCGGCUGACUUUGAUUCCUGUUUAUGGCAGCCCUCAGCUGGAUCUCUCCUGCCCUUUGCUCCAGCAGAGCAAGCAAGUGGUCCCUGUUUCCAAUUACCGCAAUCCAAUACUGGAUUUGGCUGCCUAUGACCAGCAAGGCAGGAAAUUUGAUAACUUCAGCUCUCUUAGUGUUGUGUGGGAAUCCACAAAUAAGGCCAUUGCUCGUAUUGAGCUGGAGCUGCCAAUGGAGCUCACUCUGAAGGAAGAGGACAAUGGUCAGAAGAAAAUGCACGGCUUACAAACUGUGGUAGUUGACCGUGAGUUUGGAACUGCUGCCAUCUCUGCCACUGCCACUGGAUUCCAGCAGCCCCACCUGAAGGCAGCCAGAGCCAAAAUACCGCACGAAGCUGUGCUCCCAGGGCCUGCCACCAUUGAACUGAUGCUCGUGGAAGAUGUGAAGGUGAGCCCCACUGGGCUCUCCAUCUACAACCACCCUGACGUCCAGGCAGAACUUCUCAUCCAACAAGGUUCUGGGUAUUUUUUCAUUAAUACCAGUGUGCCAAAUAUUGUAAGAGUGACACAUGAGGAGACUGAAGGCAUUGCUUUGGUGCAGCCUCUGCUCCCAGGAUCAGUGACUGUAAUGAUUCAUGACCUGUGUCUGGCUUUCCCUGCCCCAGCUGAAGCUGAAAUUCAUGUAUCUGAUAUCCAGGAAUUGUACGUGCGAGUUGUUGACAAGGUGGAGAUUGGAAAAACAGUUAAGGCUUAUGUCAGAGUUCUGGAUGAUUCAAAGAAACCUUUUCCAGCAAAAUACUUCUCUGUCAUGGAUCUCAGUCUCAGAGCAGCAUCUCAGCUUGUCUCACUUGUCCCCCUGAGGGAGGCUCUGGAUGACCACACUGCUGCUUUCCUGGUGCGUGGGAUGACCAUUGGGCAGACGAGCCUGAUGGCAACUGUGGCUGACAGAAGAGGACAGAGAAUCAACUCUGCUCCACAGCAGAUUGAAGUCUUUCCCCCAUUUAGACUGCUGCCAAGGAAAGUGACCCUAAUUAUUGGGGCCAUGAUUCAGAUCACUGCUGAGGGAGGCCCUCAGCCGCUCUCCAACAUCAUUUUCUCUAUUGACAACGAGCACAUUGCAGCAGUGAACAGCUCUGGGCUGGUCAGAGGAGUGGCCAUUGGCAGUGGGGUGGUGACAGGAGUGCUGCAGGCUGUUGAUGCAGAGACAGAGAAGCUUGUGGCUGUAUCCCAGGACAAGGUGGAAGUUGAGGUGGUACAGCUGACAGCUGUGAGAAUUUGGGCACCCAUCACACGAAUGAAAGCUGGUACUCAGAUGCCAGUUUAUGUCAUGGGCAUCACCAGCACUCAGACUCCUUUCUCCUUUGGCAAUGCUGUGCCGGGGUUAACGUUCCACUGGUCUGUCACCAAGAGGGACACUCUGGAUGUCAGGACAAGGCACAGUGAGGUGUUUGAAAAACUUCAUCUAGUCACUCCAGAGGCAGAAGCAGAGCAGAUCCUCAUGUCGCCAAAUUCCUUCAUUAAACUUCUGACCAACAGGGACCGAGUGGCCUCCCUAAGUUACCGUGUCCUGGAUGGGCCAGACAAAGUCCCUGUAGUGAAAAUCGAUGAGAGAGGAUUCCUCAUCUCUGGGUCUGUCAUCGGAUCCUCAACCAUUGAAGUGACUUCACAAGAGCUGUUUGGCAUCAACCAGACCAUCAUAGUUGCUGUUAAGGUCUGCCCCAUCUCCUACCUCAGGAUCUCCAUGAGGCCUCUUCUGCUGACCCAGAGCAAGGAGGCACUGCAAGCCCUGCCCCUGGGUGUGACACUGACAUUUAUAGUCCAUUUCCACGAUAACUCUGGAGAUACUUUCCAUUCACACAAUGCUGUGUUCAACUUUGCCACCAACAGAGACGACUUCGUGCAGAUCGCCAGGGGAGCCACCAACAACACCUUUGUGGUCAGGACUGUGAAUGUGGGGCUGACCCUGCUGAGGGUGUGGGAUGCGGAGCACAGUGGCACUGCAGACUACAUCCCACUGCCUGUGCAGCCUGCCAUCUUCCCAGAGCUCCCAGACGUGGUGGUGGGGGAUGUCCUGUGCCUGAGGACCUUGCUGACGGACCAGGAAGGCCUGCCAGGUAUGUGGAGCUCCUCCUCAAGUGCUCUCCUUCUCAUGGACUCCAAGACUGGUGUGGCCCUGGCAAGGGACUCUGGGAUGGUCACUGUUUACUAUGAGAUCCCUGGGUUACUGAAAACCUACAGAGAGAUCUUGAUUAAUGCACCUCAGAGGACCACAGCAAUGCAUGUCAGUGGCAUGCAGGCAAGCUUGCAGGGAGUGGCAGCCUCAAAAGUCAUAGUUUUAAUUGGGGAAACAAACAAAAACUUGAAAGGGGAGUGCUCACCUGCUCAGACUGAAGCCAUUGCUGAGUUACAACCCCAGUCCAUUAUCAGUUGCCAUCUUGAUUUCAACAGUGAUGCCUUUGACUUCCCAGCACAGGAUAUUUUUGUGGCAGAACCUGGAUUUGAUGCAGUUUCAGGCCACUACACGUGCUCCAUCAGGAUGCACAGCCUGACCGACAAGCAGCUGAGGCACCUGAGCAGGAGCCAGGCCGCGCUGCGGGUGACGGCGGCGCUGCGGGGCGGCGCGGGGCCCGGGCAGCAGCUGGGCACUGAGGUGCCCUUCAGCCGCUGGUUCUACGCCGACCAGGCCGAGAUGCUGCUCAGCAACCAGGACGUGAGCUCCGUGCUGAAAAUCUUCGGUGCCAGCGACAUCCUGGAUAGCCUGGAGGUGAAAUGCGAGUCCCCAGCAGUGAAGGUGCUGGAGAAGGAGAAGUCCUAUGGGCUGCCCAGUUACGUGGUGUACACUGUGAGCCUGGCUGAUCCCAGAGUUCCCAGCCAGGGCUCCCUGUCCACCACUCUCACUGUCUCCAGUCCCCUGACAGACCAGUCCAUCACCAUCCCAGUGACAGUGAUCUACCUGACUGACAGAACCACUGCACCCGUGAGAUAUGAAGCCACUCUCUUCCAGCAGUUUGUUGAAUCUUACCAGGUGAUGAUCUUCACACUCUUUGCACUCUUAGCAGGGACAGCUGUUAUGAUCAUAGCCUACCAUGCAUUUUUCUCGCCAAAUGAGCAGCACAAUCAGCCAGUGUUCCACCCAAAGACAAGUCUUCCGCACACCCCUAACAGCUCCAUCGUGUCACCUGCACAUUCCUUCAGCUCCCAGGCCUCCAGCAGGCAGAGCAGCCCCUCGUCCCCGCUCUGGAGCACGGGCUACGCCUCUCGCUAGAGGCAGCACAGCUCCUCCUCAUGGCAGAGAAAAAUAAAUGUACAACUCAGUGCCUUAGCAAGCUCAGCAGCUUCAGCAGUCGGAUUGUAAUUCAGGUUUGCUCUGGAAUACAACUAGGUCCUUAAUUUAUUUAAUUUUUUUACUAUUUAGGGCUCUUUGAGUUUAUUUUUUUAGGCCAGUGCUUCAGUUCUCAAAAGCUUGUUUUAUCUGUUGUCUUUUACUGCCUGCACAAAAAGCAGAGUUUAUGCUAGUCUGGCUUUCUUGCACUCUUCAAGCAACAAGAAGUUAUAUCUAAGUUAGAGUGACAACAAUUUUUUAUUUACUUUUUAUAAAAAUUAGAUUUCUUUCUAAUGAACUUUUUUAAGAAAAGGGAAAUGAGAAAAACAAGUGAAAUAUGAGCCAAAAAUUUGAAGGAUUGUAUAUUUCGAAGAACUGGUUUUUAUUUUGCGUUCCAAAAACUCAGGAAUGUAUUGCACUGAUAAGUGUUCUUAUAUUUAGCCUUACACUGGGAUUCACCAGCACAGUAUGCUGGUUUAGCAUGAGGAAUGCUGGAACAACUGUGAAUAAUUUAGAAGGUUUUUUUACAACAACAAUUAGAAAAGGAAAAAAAAUAAAGCCCAGAACUUAGUGUGAGUUCCUUUGGGUACAACUGCAGUAUUCCUUGGUACUGUAAGCACUUUUCUGAACUGGGAGUGUGAAAGCAUGUGCCUUUUAAGUGCACCUUUCUUCUGGUAGGAAUCCUUUAUUUUGAGGAUAUAAUCACAUCCCAGUCAUUUGUAUUUGUAAGCAGGGUUUUGCAGCUAUCAGAUAAGGGGUUUGUUUACAUAUAAAAAACAUCCCAGUUUUAACUGUGAAUACUAUUCUGGCUGUCUGAACUUUCCUAAGGACCAUAUGGAAAGUGAAAUAACAAAGUACUUAAUGCAAAAUACUUUUGUGUGCAGAACUAUGCAGGCAAAUAGAUAAAUGGAAUGCAAACCCAGUGUAUGGCAGAGUUUUGGUUUCUCACAGUGUUAAAAACAAAAGGAUUGUUACAUGUAAUUGUACUGAGUCUUGUUUAACUUACUGGCUAGUUCUGGAGAAAUUGUGCCUUAAGUGCUAGUACUACUUACAAAGGUCAGUUUGGAUGUAGAUAAUAAUUUGAAUCUGUAUUAAAGACUUUUAAGACUCCUUUGUUUUGAGUUUUCUUGUGGUAUGGCUGUUCAGAGUCUAGAACUGGACUAUAUUAUUUAAAUCUGUGUUAUUUAAUAAAGCUUUUAAAGAUUCCUUUA
Passer montanus (Eurasian tree sparrow) is the source of this 6808-nucleotide messenger RNA. It is a transcript of the gene NUP210, whose product is annotated as nucleoporin 210. The transcript is spliced from 39 exons. Gene Ontology annotation, cellular component: nuclear pore. The record is from RefSeq and is a predicted model, not a curated record. The coding region runs from base 51 to 5540 and encodes 1829 amino acids. NCBI's taxonomy places the organism in Eukaryota, Metazoa, Chordata, Aves, Passeriformes, Passeridae.